Molecule: messenger RNA, 1062 nt
Organism: Caenorhabditis briggsae
Lineage: Eukaryota; Metazoa; Nematoda; Chromadorea; Rhabditida; Rhabditidae
Exons: 8
Coding region: 1-1062 (353 amino acids)
Biological process (GO): zinc ion transmembrane transport; intracellular zinc ion homeostasis
Cellular component (GO): membrane
Molecular function (GO): zinc ion transmembrane transporter activity
Source: RefSeq, a predicted model, not a curated record
AUGUUCUGGUUCAUACUACUCUCAUCAUGUAUUGCCAUACAUGCACAGGAGGGAUUAUUGCUCGACCUCCACCCGGCUGCUGGUCCUCAAUUUUUCGAGGAAUCCCUUCUGGGUGGGACCAACGGUAACAAACUGAAGUCAGAGUUUGAUGACGUGGCCGUGGACUCGUUGAUGGAUCCAGAGGGCAAGCCGAUUCACGAACCGCUUAGAGCACACGCUAUGGUACUCGAGGAGGAGUUGAGAAAGGAGGCAGCCGAAAUCCAGAAGAUUAUGUGGCAGAGCGAGGAGGAAAACAAGCAGGGAGAUGUUACCGCUGCCACGUGGCUCUGGACUCUGUUUGGUUGCUCGUUGGUAGUUAGCAGUGGAAUCGUUCCAGCUUUCUUGCUUCCAGCCAACAUUCACGAUUUCCUCCAAUCGAGAGAGGGUCAACGCCGCCUCAACCUGGUCCUUGCUUUUGGUGUUGGAACUCUUCUCUCCGACGUCUUCUUGCAUUUGCUACCAGAAGCCUAUGACAACCAUACGGACCAAAUCUCUAUUGGAUUAUGGACACUUGCAGGAUUCCUCUCGUUCUAUUUUAUUGAAAAGAUUGGAGCAUCCACUGAAGAGGGACAGCAUCAGCUCUGCGCCUACAUGAACCUGUGUGCCAAUGUGGUGGACAAUUUCGCUCAUGGACUCGCUGUUGGAAGCAGUUUCCUAGUUUCCACGAAGUUCGGAUUCCUUACCACUAUCACCAUUCUCCUCCACGAGAUUCCACACGAAAUCAGUGAUUUCGCUAUCCUCCUCCGCGCCGAUUUCGACCGAGUUGCUGCUAUUAAGGCCCAGUUCGUAACUGCUUCCGCUGGAGUGUUGGGCUCAUGUGUAGCACUUUCUCUUCACACCUCCAACGUGCCCGUCAUUGAGACUCUCCUUCCGUUCACUGCUGGCGGUUUUCUGAAUAUUGCGCUGGUUCAGAUUUUGCCAGAACUUCACGAAGAGAGAUCUCCUAUUCAAAGUUUCAAGCAGUGGGCCAUGAUCGUGACUGGAGUCUUGUCAAUGAUGUGUCUCAACAAUUUAAGCUUCUAA